AUGUCGCUCCCGCCCUCGAUCCAAAAGCUGAGCAGCAGCGACGACGCGGCGGUGGAUGAAGUCUGCAAGACGUACGGCAUCAGCAGGGAGCAGUUCCAGCAGUUGCAACGCCGCAGCGAGGCGGCAAAGUCGACGGCCUACUGCCCCUACAGCAACUUCCGCGUCGGCGCCACCCUGCUUUCAAUCGACGACAAGAACUCGUACAUAAGCGGCGCCAACGUCGAGAACGCAUCGUACCCAGUCGGCACGUGUGCCGAGCGCGUGGCCCUUGGCAAGGCCGUCACCGAGGGUCACCGGCGAUUCAGGGCCCUCGCGGUGUCCACAGACAUCACUCCGCCGGCGAGCCCGUGUGGCAUGUGCAGGCAAUUCAUCCGGGAGUUUUCCGACUUGCAUAUGCCUAUAUUCAUGUUCGAUAAGGACAAUGACUUUGUGGUUAUGAAGCUUGAGGCUGUAAGAUACCCCGCCGCCACCAACAUCGGCAUGUUUGGUUUUUAA
Molecule: messenger RNA, 495 nt
Organism: Pyricularia oryzae 70-15
Lineage: Eukaryota; Fungi; Ascomycota; Sordariomycetes; Magnaporthales; Pyriculariaceae
Product: cytidine deaminase
Exons: 2
Coding region: 1-495 (164 amino acids)
Cellular component (GO): cytosol
Molecular function (GO): zinc ion binding; cytidine deaminase activity
Source: RefSeq, a predicted model, not a curated record